UUUUCAACCAUCCUUCAUUUUCCUCCUCCUGCAACUGCCAGUAUCCUUCCUGCGGAGACGAUCACGGACCCCAUGGAAGAGACAAAAUCCAGGUUCAAGCGUAUCUGUGUUUUCUGUGGCAGCAGUUCUGGCAAGAAAGCUAGCUACCAGGAAGCUGCUGUUCAACUUGGCAAGGAACUGGUGGAGCGAAGGAUUGAUCUGGUCUACGGAGGUGGAAGCGUGGGGUUGAUGGGUCUCGUUUCGCAGGCAGUUCAUGAUGGUGGGCGCCAUGUUCUAGGGGUUAUCCCAAAAACACUCAUGCCGAGAGAGAUAACUGGUGACCCUAUCGGAGAAGUAAGAACCGUAUCUGAUAUGCAUCAGAGAAAAGCUGAGAUGGCUCGUCAAGCAGAUGCCUUCAUUGCCCUCCCAGGUGGCUAUGGAACUCUUGAGGAAUUGCUGGAAGUAAUUACUUGGGCUCAGCUUGGAAUCCACCGCAAACCCGUGGGGCUAUUGAACGUGGAUGGAUACUACAAUACCUUGUUGUCGUUCAUUGAUCAGGCCGUUGAUGAAGGCUUUAUCUCCCCUACGGCACGUCGCAUUAUCGUGUCAGCACCCACUGCCAAAGAAUUGGUCAAAGAGCUCGAGGAACAUGUACCUGAGCAAGAUGAGGUGGUGUCCAAGUUGGUGUGGGAAGAUAGACUGAAUUUCGUGGCAGAAUCAGAGGUUGCGAUGUGAUCCGUUUCAAGGCUGAAGAUGAUGAAGGGAUGGUUUUUGGGGUUUUUGGUUCUUUUUGGUACAUAAGAAUUAUAUACGGCCUUAUAGGAACCGUAGAUGAAGUCAACACAGGAUUUUUUUUUUUGGGGUUUCUUAGAAAGAUAGGACACUUGGCUAAUGUAAUGUCCCUAUCUAGCAGUAUACAGAAAGAUGUUCAUCAAAUGCAAAAUCAAAAUCUGAAUAUUCGUGAAACCUACGUUACAUUUCUUGGUAUCAAAAUGUGAAUGAUCCGAUUCGUAUCCAA
Messenger RNA from Neltuma alba, 997 nucleotides. RefSeq names its product cytokinin riboside 5'-monophosphate phosphoribohydrolase LOG7. Lineage: Eukaryota; Viridiplantae; Streptophyta; Magnoliopsida; Fabales; Fabaceae. The transcript is spliced from 7 exons. Gene Ontology annotation, molecular function: hydrolase activity, hydrolyzing N-glycosyl compounds. Bases 73 to 714 code for a protein of 213 amino acids. The record is from RefSeq and is a predicted model, not a curated record. Gene Ontology annotation, biological process: cytokinin biosynthetic process. Gene Ontology annotation, cellular component: nucleus; cytosol.